AUGCUAUCUUCCUCAUCAAACCCUAGCUCGCUGCCUCCUUUGCAUAUCUAUUUGACUUCGUCGAUGUCGUAUCUCAUUAUCGGAACCUUAGCAUUAUCCGGUGUGUCGCACUGUGCACCGCCGUUUCACCCCACGUCCGCAGAAGCCAGAAGGAACAAGGAAGGUAGCAAAAUCGACAAGCAAUUGAAGUGUGAAGUUCUAAGGCAGCGAAGUUCUUCGACACAUUUGUCACUCAGAAGUUAUCAGGCAGCGAAAUCGACAAAUAUUCAACAACCAAACGACGGCGCAGCCAUGGCAUGUGCGAAUUGGAUACACUUUCACGCUACCUUCCCAACUACUAGCCAUCGGCGGGACACUCUUUCGUCAAGCUUCAGUCUAGCCACUUCCUCCUCCGGCAAGCCGAUAUACUCUUCAAAUUACCAAUACAGACCUCCAGCCGUCGCCGUCCAAGCUCAAGCCAAGCGAGGCUUCUCAAUGAAAAAGGAAGAGGAAACAGCUUCAGCGGCUGAUAUGCAAUUUGAAGCUCCGCUCAGGAUUGUGCUGUAUCCAGACCCUAUACUGAGGGCAAAGAACAAGCUCGUUGCUACAUUCGAUGAUAACUUAAAGAAAUUAGUAGACGAAAUGUUUGAUGUAAUGUACAAGAGUUGUUGGCUUCCUUGUCCACAGAACUGAUGGAAUCGGGCUCUCAGCACCCCAAGUUGGAAUUAAUGUUCAACUUAUGGUGUUUAAUCCGGUUGGUGAGCGAGGUGAAGGAGAAGAAAUUGUUCUUGUAAAUCCACGUGUCACAAGAUAUUCUAAAAAGUUGGCUCCUUUUACAGAAGGAUGCUUAUCUUUUCCAGGCAUCAAUGCUGAUGUGGUGAGGCCAGAAGCUGUUAAGGUUGAUGCACAAGACAUAACCGGUGAAAAGUUUUCAGUUGGCUUAUCAGGCCUCCCUGCACGGGUUUUUCAACAUGAAUUUGAUCAUUUAGAGGGUGUUCUCUUCUUUGACAGAAUGACUGCACAAGUUGUUGAUAGCAUCCGUACACAACUACAGGAGCUGGAACAAAAGUAUGAGGAUAGGACCGGAUUGUCAAGCCCUGAAAAAAUAGAAACCCGCAAAAGAUGGAAGGCGGCUGCUGGAUUUGGACGAUCUUGAUUUGAUUGUUGCCAUUAUGGUAGUAGUGUUUGUAUACUUUAUGCUAGUUUUACAUUUUUUUUGUUACAUUUAAGCAACAUCACGUAAGCUCUUUUUAAAGCUGGAAUCUAAAGUAUGCUGUUAUUUUGUUUUGAACAAUAUGAUACACAUUAACUAAAGGGGUAUGUCAUAACUAAUUACUAAUGUUGUUUAUAGUGUUAUGACCUUAAUAAAGUAUGGUGUGCUAUGACAAGUUUUACCGGUUUUGGGUAAUGUAAGUCGGAGGAGGAUGAAUUUUCAGACUUUUUCGAAUAUCUUCUAAUAAAAUAGGAAGUCCUUUGGUCUGCAAUUUGCUAAUGGG
This is a messenger RNA of Lactuca saligna, 1475 nucleotides long. Lineage: Eukaryota; Viridiplantae; Streptophyta; Magnoliopsida; Asterales; Asteraceae. The record is from the annotation of a GenBank genome assembly.